This is a messenger RNA of Diprion similis, 1290 nucleotides long. It is a transcript of the gene BckdhB, whose product is annotated as 2-oxoisovalerate dehydrogenase subunit beta, mitochondrial. The transcript is spliced from 8 exons. Gene Ontology annotation, molecular function: catalytic activity. The record is from RefSeq and is a predicted model, not a curated record. NCBI's taxonomy places the organism in Eukaryota, Metazoa, Arthropoda, Insecta, Hymenoptera, Diprionidae. Gene Ontology annotation, biological process: response to nutrient; branched-chain amino acid catabolic process. The coding region runs from base 51 to 1208 and encodes 385 amino acids.
CGACGAUAAGGGGGCCCGCGCGUUACUACGAAACACAGUAUUUGACGAGCAUGGCUGCAAGUAAGUUCUGUUCGCGUCUCCGCAACGCUACGAGAUUGUCAAUAAAAAAUUCAGGCAGCAUUUUCCCCGCCGCUGCCGCCACCGCCGUCGCUCCAGCAAUAAACCGUCAUGCAAUCGGAAGAACGCAUUUCACCUACGCACCGGAAUCUCCGCCAGCGAAUUCCGGUGCUACGCAAGAGAUGAACAUGUUCAAAGCAAUAAACAACGGCCUUGCACUCAGCAUGGAAGCGGACGAAUCGGCAGUAUUCUUCGGAGAGGACGUGGCCUUCGGCGGUGUCUUCAGGUGCUCGAUGGGUCUUCAGGAACGCUUUGGAAAAGAACGAGUAUUCAAUACGCCGCUUUGCGAGCAGGGGAUCGUCGGUUUCGGGAUCGGCAUCGCGAACAUGGGAACGACCGCAAUUGCGGAAAUACAAUUCGCGGACUACAUUUUCCCCGCCUUCGAUCAGCUCGUCAACGAGGCUGCCAAAAUGCGGUACCGCAGCGGCGGAGACUACGAUUGCGGAAAAUUGACCGUCAGGGCACCCUGCGGAGCCGUCGGUCACGGCGGUCUCUACCAUUCUCAAUCACCCGAAGCCUAUUUCGCUCACACUCCAGGCCUCAAGGUUGUGGUGCCCCGUGGACCAAUAAAGGCGAAGGGUUUGCUGAUGAGUUGCGUGGCAGAGCCUGACCCCUGCAUAAUAUUUGAGCCAAAAAUUCUUUAUCGUGCCGCCGUUGAGGAGGUUCCAAUCGGUGGAUACGUUACUGAAAUCGGCAAGGCGGAAAUCGUGAAAAAAGGCACCGACGUAACUCUAGUCGGCUGGGGAACUCAGGUUCACGUUCUGAUCGAAGUUGCGAAUCUCGUCGAGGAGAAGCUCGGAGUUUCCUGCGAGGUGAUUGACCUCGUUACAAUCCUCCCAUGGGACGUGGAUACCGUUUCUCAGUCGGUGAAAAAAACCGGACGACUAAUCAUCGCGCACGAAGCGCCGCUCACUUGCGGAUUUGGAAGCGAAAUAGCAGCUACUAUUCAGGAAUCGUGUUUCUUGAGCCUGGAAGCGCCGAUACAACGAGUCACAGGAUGGGACACCCCGUUUCCUCACAUUUUCGAGCCGUUUUAUCUCCCCGAUAAAUGGCGGUGCUUCGAGGCCGUAAAGAACAUCGUCAAGUACUGAUUUACUCGACUCCAGGCCGCCAAAUCGUCGCACCGGACUCAUCCUCUUUCAAAGGACUACAUGGAAGUGGAAUAAGAAAUAG